Molecule: messenger RNA, 1302 nt
Organism: Daucus carota subsp. sativus
Lineage: Eukaryota; Viridiplantae; Streptophyta; Magnoliopsida; Apiales; Apiaceae
Product: heme oxygenase 1, chloroplastic
Exons: 4
Coding region: 216-1055 (279 amino acids)
Biological process (GO): heme oxidation; phytochromobilin biosynthetic process
Molecular function (GO): heme oxygenase (decyclizing) activity
Source: RefSeq, a predicted model, not a curated record
AAAUAAUUUAAUAUACAAAUACAUAUGCAAUCUGAGCCGUUAAGUUUAAAACCAGAGUAUCCAUCCUGACCGUUGGCCUCGUCUACAAAUCAAUAGUUCGAACUUAGAAGAGUCAAGUGGCCCAUACACACGCACAAAAAAAACACAGACACAUAACACGCGGGGCAUUGUCUUGAAACAUCCAUCACAUUCCUCCAAGAAACUCAACAUCUCCAAUGGCUUCACUCUACCAAUCCCAUCUCAUUUCUAACAAGCCUCACAUCUUUUCACCCAAAAACAUCAAGACCACUUUCUUAUCUCCAUCAAUCAAGAACCAUAGUUAUGAUUCUUGGAGUUCAUGCAAAAAGUCUCUGACUUUGAAGAAAACAAGUGUAGUGUCAGCAGCAGCUGCUGAGCAGAAGCCCAACAAAAGGUAUCCUGGUGAGGCUAAAGGCUUUGUGGAGGAAAUGAGAUUCGUGGCCAUGAAAUUGCAUUCUAGAGAUCAGGCUAAGGAAGGAGAAAAGGAGCCUCAGGGCAAGCCUGUGGCUCAGUGGGAGCCUACUGUUGAAGGUUACUUGAAGUUCUUGGUUGAUAGUAAGUUGGUUUAUGAUACUCUUGAGGGUAUUAUUGCUAAGGCUGAUUAUCCUGAAUAUGCCGUAUUCAGAAACACCGGCCUAGAAAGAUCAGAAAGCCUGGCAAAAGAUUUAGAAUGGUUCAAAGAGCAGGGUCAUGUCAUUCCUCAACCAUCUCCACCAGGUCUUACUUAUGCCCAAAAACUUGAAGAAUUGUCCAAGAACGAUCCUCACGCAUUCAUCUGCCAUUUUUACAACACCUAUUUUGCUCACUCGGCUGGUGGUCGAAUGAUUGGAAGAAAGGUAGCCGAGAUGAUACUCGAUGGAAAAGAGCUGGAAUUCUAUAAGUGGGAGGGAGACUUGUCCCAACUGUUGCAGAAUGUUAGGGAUAAUUUGAACAAAGUUGCUAAAAGCUGGACUAGGGAGGAGAAAAACCAUUGUCUGGAAGAAACUGAAAAAUCAUUCAAGUACUCCGGGGAUAUCUUGAGUUUAAUAUUAUCUUGACGACUAAAAUUUUAGUGCUGCCCUUUAACUUGCUUCAUCAAUAUCUGUAAGUGUUUAUUUUCGUGUCCUUGUGAUAUCGAUGCCUUGUUCUUCUUCUCUUUUUUUUGCAGUCUAACUUGGGAGGAAGAUAAUAUCAAAUCAAAUCUUUUUUAACCCUGAUCAGCUACAUUUUGAGGUCCUAGAUGAAAUCAGUGGUAUUGUGUAUAAGUUGUACCAUUUUUCUUAAUAAUAUUUAAAUUAAUAUCAA